CUGAAGUUGAUGGGUCAGUCCAAAUGGGGUUAAGCUUUAGGCUUCAAGAAUGGUAUCACCAUAAUUUCUUGGUUGGUUGAUUCAGACUUCAAUUUAAUAUCAUGUAUUCCAAUUGUUUACUUCAACUCCACUCUGGAAUUUCAGCUUUCAAGGUUUCGCCAAGUUUCUCCCAUGGCCGGAAUGCUUCCAGGUGUAGAGUGUGCUCGAAGAAGACGGUUACAUCAAACCAAAGCAUGCUCGGAUUCACCGCCCAUCGCCGCCACUCGGACCUUAACCAGGAAAUCCAUUCUCUGCUUGUACACAAGCAACCACGAAACGCUCCUCGCUUCAAAUCCCUCUCUGCAAGGAAGCCUGCUAGUCGAGGCACAAGAAAACGAUAAUCUGGACGGAAUCGCGAGAGAGGCGAAGAGGAGAUUGGACGAGCGAUUGAGGAAAUCAGAGGAUAAAAGAGGGAUGGCGACGAGAAAGUUCAGUUGGACGAAUUGGAUCGCCGGCGAGAAAAACAAUUGUGGUCAGUGCUGGUGAUGAAGACGACUUCAUUCCAGUGGCUCCUUUCUCUUCUUCUUCUUCUUCUUCUUCUUCCUCUUCUUCCACACAGUGCUUGUUUUUAUUUAUUCAACACAGGAUGGGAUGAUAACUUUUUUUAUUUAGAACUGCUCGUAAUUUCCUCCAGAUUUUUCGUUAACUCGUGACGAAAAACAUUUGUAAAUAUGUUUUCUAAUGUAUGAGAUGUUAAAAUACAGAGAUGUUUUUGGUUUAUCUGAAUGAUUCUGCUUAUAAUU
Molecule: messenger RNA, 782 nt
Organism: Cucurbita maxima (winter squash)
Lineage: Eukaryota; Viridiplantae; Streptophyta; Magnoliopsida; Cucurbitales; Cucurbitaceae
Exons: 4
Coding region: 172-525 (117 amino acids)
Source: RefSeq, a predicted model, not a curated record